Messenger RNA from Drosophila subpulchrella, 873 nucleotides. RefSeq names its product serine protease 1. The record is from RefSeq and is a predicted model, not a curated record. The transcript has a single exon. NCBI's taxonomy places the organism in Eukaryota, Metazoa, Arthropoda, Insecta, Diptera, Drosophilidae. Gene Ontology annotation, molecular function: serine-type endopeptidase activity. The coding region runs from base 14 to 814 and encodes 266 amino acids. Gene Ontology annotation, biological process: proteolysis.
CGACUUGAUCAAGAUGAAACUGUUCGUAUUCCUGGCCUUGGCCGUGGCCGCGGCUACGGCUGUGCCCGCUCCCGCCCAGAAGCUGACCCCGGUGCCCAUGAAGGACAUCCAGGGUCGCAUCACCAACGGCUACCCGGCCUACGAGGGCAAGGUGCCCUACAUCGUGGGCCUGAGCUUCAGCGGCAACGGCGGCAACUGGUGGUGCGGAGGCUCCAUCAUCGGCAACACCUGGGUCCUGACCGCCGCCCACUGCACCAACGACGCCAACGGAGUGACCAUCAACUACGGAGCCAGCAUCCGCACCCAGCCACAGUACACCCACUGGGUGGGCAGUGGCGACAUCAUCCAGCACCACCACUACAACAGCGGCAACCUGCACAACGACAUCUCCCUGAUCCGCACCCCGCACGUGGACUUCUGGAGCCUGGUCAACAAGGUGGACGUGCCCAGCAAGAACGACCGCUACCAGGACUACGCCAACUGGUGGGCCGUGGCCUCCGGAUGGGGGGGCACCUACGACGGCAGCCCGCUCCCCGACUGGCUCCAGAGCGUGGAUGUCCAGAUCAUGUCCCACAGCGACUGCAGCCGCUACUGGUCCCUCCACGACUACAUGAUCUGCAUCAACACCGACGGCGGCAAGUCCACCUGCGGAGGCGACUCCGGUGGCCCCCUGGUCACGCACGAUGGCAACCGCCUGGUCGGAGUGACCUCCUUCGGCUCCGCCAGUGGCUGCCAGUCCGGCUACCCCGCCGUCUUCACCCGCGUCACCGGAUACCUCGACUGGAUCAGCGACAACACCGGCAUCUCCAACUAAGCAGCUGAAUGUUAUCCCAGUUCUAACUGGGCUCUUUAAUAAACGAUAUAGCAAAUGAA